AUGCCAAAAUACUGGCGAGUGACGUGGAGUAAAGUCGGGACACGGUCACGUGGGAAAGAUAGGCUGACGGCCGAAGCACCACACAAAUCUUCUGACUCCAGCCCUGCCCCGAACGCAAGAGAUAGACAAAAAGAUAUGGCAACGUCAGCUGCGCCGCAGUCUGGAAUGGGGAAGUUGGUCAAGGCUGACACAAUAGCUGCAAAGUUCCGGACUGAGAUUGAGCAAGCCAUAUCGGGAUCGAGCGCUCGUGCUCGAAAGCCUCGACUUCUCGGGAUUCUCUCAACUUCCUCGGCACCAUCCAGAUCGUAUGCACAAUUCACAAAGAAGACAUGCGAAGCAAUUGGUAUCGACUUUGUCCUAAAAGAAGUCGGAGGAGCCGUAGAAGGUGGUGUAGACGGAGAGGGCGCGGAGGAGGCUAUUAUUGAGGCCAAUGAAGAUCGAAACAUCGACGGAAUCAUGGUAUACUAUCCCAUCUUCGGCGGGUCUCAAGACCAUUACCUGCAGCAAGUAGUUUCGCCUUUCAAGGACGUCGAAGGACUUCACGUCAAAUUUCAUUAUAACCUAUACCAUAACAUUCGUUUCAUCCGCCCCCAAACGUUGGUGGGACUACCUAGCUCGGCAAAUUCUCCAACGGCUCCUGCUCCAGCUGCUGAAGCGCCCGAAGGCUACGUCAAAUCGAUUAUUCCAUGCACACCACUGGCAAUCGUCAAGGCACUUGAACAUGUUGGAGUCUACAAUUCCAUUCUCGACUACGGAGAUCGUGCAUAUGGCCGCACGGUUACCAUUAUCAACCGUUCGGAGGUUGUCGGACGUCCUCUCGCAGCUCUACUUGCCAAUGAUGGUGCACGAGUUUUCAGCAUUGAUAUCGAUAGUAUACAAGAGUAUACGAAACGCCCAGCAACAAACACGAGUAGUGGCGAGAAGCCGAAUAGAUAUAACCCUCGACACGUUGUUCAUCCAUGUUCCCUGUCGCUCGAACAAUGCUUGGGACUUUCAGAUGUUGUGGUCUCGGCCGUACCAAGCGCAACUUACAAGGUUCCUACAGGGUGGCUGAAAGAUGGAUGUAUAUGCGUAAACGUUGCAAGCGAGAAGAAUUUCCAGUCGGAUGUUAGGGAGAAAGCAUCCCUUUACAUGCCCGCGGUGGGCAAGAUUACCCAAAUGAUGUUACUCCGAAAUCUACUCCGGCUCUGCCAGUAUCGCGAGUUACUCGAAAGUACCGCAGCUUGA
Molecule: messenger RNA, 1227 nt
Organism: Rhizoctonia solani
Lineage: Eukaryota; Fungi; Basidiomycota; Agaricomycetes; Cantharellales; Ceratobasidiaceae
Product: methylenetetrahydrofolate dehydrogenase (NAD+)
Exons: 8
Coding region: 1-1227 (408 amino acids)
Biological process (GO): purine nucleobase biosynthetic process
Cellular component (GO): cytosol
Molecular function (GO): methylenetetrahydrofolate dehydrogenase (NADP+) activity; methylenetetrahydrofolate dehydrogenase (NAD+) activity
Source: RefSeq, a predicted model, not a curated record